AUGAUUCCAACCAGCCUUGAGCCUUUGCAGCGCGCCGGCCAGCGCCUUUCAGCGCCAUCGCGGCGCCGUCCAGUGCCGCUUCAGCAGCCCCCGUACGAUGCCCUGCAGUGCUUUGCCAUCAAAUCCAUCGCACUUGUAGCCGGUACCUGGGCAGCACGACGCCGCACCGUUGUCACACUGGCGCGCCCCACUCCGGCACGCGCAGACAGGAGAGACAGAGCCAGCGUUGGGCUAAAUAUAGCAGCAAGGUGGUCCAUUAAUAAUACAGCCCCGGACGUAGCCUGGCGGUACAGGGCCAGCCCAGCCGAAAACCCACGUCCCAUUUUCCCCAAAGCAGCGCUGAUCCUGGGAUUCUUUCUCGGCGGACUCGCCUCAGUGCCCGGCUUCCCGCAUCCACAACACUUCGGCAGUCCUUCUUCAACAACCGCCAUCUCGACUGCACUCGUGCUUUUCAUCUUCAAGCUCCGUCCGCACCGGUCCGACAGCUAUCCGUUGCUCUCCGGUUUCCUAUUCCCUUUUUCUUUCGUCUUGUUUCGCGUUUCUGCUCGUCAGCCCGCCAAUCAUCCGUUCGCCCAGCGUGGAGGAGAUUUUGCGUUGCAGACAUCGGGAGAACCAACAAGGGGGAGGGGAAUAAACAACACCAACCGUCGAUCCAAAGAAUUCAUCAUCAGCGCUUCUCGCGCAGUCGCCAUCUCCCCAACCAGCGCCAUGCCCGGCUCCUCGGACAACGGCUCGUCGAGCAACGGCGGGAACCACUCGGGCCACAGCCCGUCUCAAGACGACAACAUGGCGCCUCGCGAUGCGCACCCGGACAACGCCAGCGUCCCCAAGCCCAAGCGCCUUGCCUGCAUGAUCUGCAGGAAGCGCAAACUCAAGUGCGACGGCAUACGGCCCAGCUGCAGCACCUGCUCCCGGCUGGGACACAACUGUGCCUACGACGAGCAGCGAAGGAAGAGCGGCCCCAAGCGUGGCUACGUAAAGGCCCUGGAGGAACGACUCAAACAAGUUGAGACGCUAUUAAAGACCCAGGAACCACCAGCAAAGAGCCCGACAAAAGGCGUCGGCAUGCAGAUCCCGGGAACCAACAACAACCAGGCCAAUGCAAGUGCGUCCAUGCCCAUGCCCAACUCCAACGCCAACAUGGGCAUCAACGGCGAGGAGCGCUGGCACUUCAACAACAACGGCGAGUCGCCCCAGGCGGCGCCAAUGGAUGACUUCGGCUUCAACGCCAACAUGGGUAUGCCCGUCAACAACAUGCCCGGAAACUUCACCUGGGAGAUGAUUGGCCUGGGGCUGGAGGAGCCGCUACCGCCGCAGGAAACUAUUGACGAGCUGCAUCAAAUCUACUUUGAAAAGGUCCAUCCAUCGAUGCCCAUGAUUCACAGAUACCGCUAUCUUGCCGCCAUGAACUUGGCACCAAGUCAACGACCACCAGUCUGCUUACGCUACGGCAUGUGGACAUUGGCAUGCUCCAUCUCGGAAAAGUACACGGACCUGAAGGAUCUGUUCUACCAGAGAGCACGCAAGUAUGUCGAGGCCGAUUACAUGAAAGGUUUUGGAGAGCACAUGAUUUCCGUCGCUCACUGCCAGACACACAUCCUGCUGGCCAGUUAUGAGAUGAAGAUGAUGUACUUCCCCAGAGCCUGGAUCAACACCGGCUCUGCCGUCCGUCUGGCACAAAUGAUUGGAUUGCACCGUAUGGAUGGUGGUGGCUUGGACGUGAAACAGUGUCUGCCACCCCCCAAGGACUGGACCGAGAGGGAGGAACGCAGACGAACGUUUUGGAUGGCCUUUUGUGAGGAUCGCUAUGCCAGUAUCGGUACUGGCUGGCCCAUGACAAUUGAUGAAAAGGACAUCAAGACAAACAUGCCAUCGGCGGAUGAAGCCUUUGACAUGAGCCGCCCAGAGCAGACGCUGACUCUGGAGGAGUCCAUGGGCCCAUCCGGAGCCGGCAAGCUCUCCUCAUUCGGCGGCAUCAUCCUGAUGGCUUGUCUUUUCGGCCGCAACCUGAUUCACCUGCACCGCCCCGACGACGACGACCUUGACCACGACAUCAAUGGCCCGUUCUGGAAGCGCCACCGACAGAUGGACCACAUCCUGCUCAACACCUCCCUCUGCCUGCCGUCCCACCUCAAGCUCCCUGCCGGCCUGGGCAACCCCAACGUCGUCUUCACCAACAUGAGCAUCCACACUUCGACCAUCUGCCUUCACCAGGCGGCCAUCUUCAAAGCGGAGGCGAACAAGCUCCCGGCAUCAGUCAGUGCGGAGAGCAAAGUCCGGUGCAUCACUGCCGCAAACGAGAUUGCCAGCAUCAUGAGGACAAUCUCACACAUGGACUUGUCUUCGAUGAACCCAUUCAUUGCCUUUUGCCUCUACGUCUCUGCACGAGUGUUUGUGCAGUAUCUCAAGAGCAAGCCUGACGACGCGCAGACCAUUGAUUCGCUGCGCUUCCUCAUCUCGGCCAUGAAUGCCUUGAAGCGACGGAACCCUCUGACCGAGUCUUUCCUUGUCCAACUGGACGUGGACUUUGAGGCUCUGGCGCUGAAGAUUCCUAAGCUGAGGGGCGCGUUCCCUCGCCCUGGCGAAAGUUCUGCUGAAGCCCCCAAGGGACUCCCCGUACGAGCCGGAGCCGUCUGCGAUGACCCAGAGGGCGUCAAGGGCAUAUUAUCCUACCGAAAUGAAUGCCACUUUUUGAAGACAACGGGUGACAACGGCAACUCUGCCACGGCUCCUGACCUCACAGAACCUUCUGGCGAUUCUCAGAGCAUGUCAACAUCACACUCCAACAACUUUGGAAACGGAGCGUGGCUCUCGGCCGAGCAGCAGAUGCAUGUAUUGACACCCAACUCCGGCAGCAUGUAUGAAAAGAACGUUCCCGGAAGCGGCGGACUAUCCGGCUUUGGCGACGGCCUGGACCAAGAUGCCUCUGGGUCCCCAGACGUGCAGUCAGCUGGACGAACUCCCAACUCGAGCGGUACCGGAUCCGACAUCAGGCCUCAUCUCGUGCCCGGCCAAAUGUCCAAUGCGGCAUCGGGCCACGAUUCAUACCGAGCAAGCCCUAUUUCACCUCAGCAGACAAUGAUGAACCACGGAGGCAUGGACAACAGCGGCAACCAAGGCUACUAUGGCGACCCCAACAGCUUCACGAUGGCCGCCGGUAUGGGGGUUCCACAAGCAGCAUACGGCAUGUCCAACGGAUGGGGAGGGCUGAACGGACCAGCCGCCGGGAUGCAACCAGUAGGGGGAGAAGGUGUUCUCAGAGCACUGAUGAACAUGGGACCUAUGGACGCCAUGGAUCUAUCAUCGUGGGACUCUGGUAACCCACAUUAA
Molecule: messenger RNA, 3330 nt
Organism: Trichoderma aggressivum f. europaeum
Lineage: Eukaryota; Fungi; Ascomycota; Sordariomycetes; Hypocreales; Hypocreaceae
Product: transcriptional regulator family: Fungal Specific TF
Exons: 8
Coding region: 1-3330 (1109 amino acids)
Biological process (GO): regulation of DNA-templated transcription; DNA-templated transcription
Cellular component (GO): nucleus
Molecular function (GO): zinc ion binding; DNA-binding transcription factor activity, RNA polymerase II-specific; DNA binding
Source: RefSeq, a predicted model, not a curated record